GCCUGGAAGAUUACAACGAAUAUCACCGGUCUUGAACUUAGUUCCUCCAUCAGAAGCAUUGUGUUUAUUACGCUUCCAACAAGGAAGUAUGAUCGGGGCCAUGCCAGCGGUGGCUGUCCGCCACGAGCGACGCAGACAAGAAAAAAGGCUGAAGCGUCCCAGCCAGCUGUACCUAGGUGGUCAAUGGAUGCCACCGCCGCCAGGUUCGCCGCCAACGCCGAGUCCCCACGGUCCCAACAGUCACCUAGAACCCUUGCCGGAGUUGUACCUAUGCGGAAAGAUAUCCGGUCUCCACGCAGUCGUCGUAUGCCUUCUCCUCGGAGCCGUCGUCCUGGUCGUUGGUCUGGUCCAGCUGGCGCCUGGAGCGACGACGACCGAUCACAGACUCGUCCUCCUCGUAGCUGGGGCGGCUCUCCUUUUACUGGGCAUCGCCCUGGCGGGUGUCAGAUGUUACGUACUUCACUGCAUGCCUUUGCCGGCCCAGCUUUCCCCAGUGGCAACCCCCGUUCCUCCAAUUGUCACUGACCCGCCGGCAAGAGGCGGGACGCUGGACCUGCUGGUCGGUCAUCAGAAUCAAAUUAUUCACCAAAACACUCCGGAAUUGGACGCGCUGAUGCAGACGGAGAACCAGCAUCACCAUCACCAUCAUCAUCACCACCACGGUAACCACAAGAAGAAGCGAAGCUCCCAGGGCUCUCACACGGAGGAAGCCUAACGGGGCUGAUAACUGAUCGAACUAACUCCUCUGCGGCUGAUAAUAAUUUUUCGGUAUAAUCGAACGGCAGAAACAAAACUAUAGGUAAAAAAAACACACACACAGACACACGUACACAAAAUGGAAAAUAA
Messenger RNA from Neodiprion fabricii, 846 nucleotides. RefSeq lists its product as uncharacterized. Bases 89 to 715 code for a protein of 208 amino acids. The record is from RefSeq and is a predicted model, not a curated record. NCBI's taxonomy places the organism in Eukaryota, Metazoa, Arthropoda, Insecta, Hymenoptera, Diprionidae. The transcript has 4 exons.